Trichobilharzia szidati is the source of this 3193-nucleotide messenger RNA. NCBI's taxonomy places the organism in Eukaryota, Metazoa, Platyhelminthes, Trematoda, Strigeidida, Schistosomatidae. The record is from the annotation of a GenBank genome assembly.
AUGAAAUAUUUAUAUGAUCAUAUUCAUAACACUAAAGAAAAGUGUUGUCAAACGGUUACAAGCAGUAAUUCUGAUGUUAGCGAUGAUAAUAAUAACAGUAAUGAUAAUAAUAAUAGUAAUAAUAAUCGUCUAUGGGAUGCAUUUAACACGCUAACUCCAAAUCAUGAAGAUGUUAUUCGACCAUCACAUAAUGACAUCAACACAUUUCAUGUUGAUGAUGAUAUCGACUACGAAGAAAGAGCGAAUGAGGUGAAUCAAGUCUACGAAGGUGGAAAACUUAUGAUUAUUAAGAAAGACAUUAAUCAACACUCGAAUUGUUAUUCUAUGAAUCGUUUAAUGAAAGACAAUAUGAUCAAUCAUAAUGGAGAUGAUAUUGAUGAGGAGAAAAGAAUUAUUACCAUAUAUAGAAAAUUGCAUAAUCUACGUUGUCAGAUAGAGUCCUUUUCAUACUUGAGUUGGCUUGGCUUGACAUCUGAACCUCCUACGAAUAGAGUUCUGGUCCCUGGAUCAAAUGCACCAGCUCCAAAUCCACAAAUGCAUUUGAUACGUCGGUCAGAUGCAGAUAGUCGAAGGAAUAUUCAAGAAUUUAGGCGUUUAUGUAAAGAACCUGUCUCUCAAGAAGAUUUACUUGAAUUACGCUCGUCUACAUUUAAUAAUUGGUCAAGGACAGAUGCACAAUUAAUGCGUUUAGUACGUGAAAUGUUCAAAGAACUUGGAUUUAUUGAUCAUUAUAAAUUACAAUAUCAUCGUUUAGAUCUAUGGCUAAGUGAUAUUUAUCGAAGAUAUAAUCGUAUACCAUUUCAUAAUUAUAAACACGCAUUUAUGGUUACACAAAUGUGUUACGUUCUACUCUGGGGUGGAAAACUUACCAAACUACUCGAUAUCGAUGAUCAACUCACUUUGAUUAUGUCGGCCAUCUGUCAUGAUUUAGAUCAUCCAGGAUUCAAUAAUGCUUAUCAGAUCAAUGCUGGAACUGUAUUAGCUAUGCGAUAUAACGAUCAAAGUCCAUUAGAAAAUCAUCAUUCAGCUGUGGCAUUCGAUUUGUUAAGUCAUGCAGAAGUUGAUCCUUUUGCUCAUCUUCCACUUAAUGUCCGUCAACGGAUUCGUAAAGGAAUGAUAAGAUGUAUUUUAGCAACAGACAUGUCACGUCACAAUGAAAUACUCGAUGAAUUCAAUCGUCUUGUUGUAAGUGAUCUACAAGCUGCCUGGGAAAUUGAUGCCAGCAGUAAAAAACCUGCUUGGGUUACAAAUAAAACACAAAAAGAUCUUGUUAUGAUGAUAAUCUUGAAAAUAUCUGACAUUUCAAAUGAAGCACGUCCUCUUAGUGUUGCUGGUCCAUGGAUAAAUCGACUAUUGGCGGAAUUCUUUAAUCAGAGUGAUUAUGAAAAACUUGUUGGUCUUCCAGUUGCACCAUUUAUGGAUCGUCAUAAAGUGACUAAAUCUGCUAGUCAAUGUGGUUUCAUCCGUUUUGUUAUUCUGCCUCUAUUUGAGUCUCUAGCAAAGUUAUUACCAGAAGUUAAGCCAAUUAUCGUUCAGCCUGCAAUGGAACAAUUAGCCUACUACACAGAAUUACACGCAAAUGAAGAGAAGAAAGUCAAAGCUGAAAAUCAAAAAGUCAACAGUGUUACCUCUCGAAAUGAUAAUGAUAAUCACAAUAGUAAUAAUAAUAAUAAUAACCAGAGUACAACAGACAAGCAGUCUUAAUAAUCACGCUUCUAAAACCGAAAACACCUCCAGUUCAUUUAAUUGUCAAUGUUAUAAAUACACGUCAUUUCGUAACUGACAACCACCUGUUUGUUUGUUUGUUAUCAACAGUAAUCUACACAGACUUCUUUAUUUUCCCUGAAAUUACCUACUACACAGUUGUGUGUGUGCAUGUGUGUGGUUUUUUAUUGAUUAAUUGUGAGUAGUCUCACCUUUAGAUGAAACUAGCCCCCUCGACCUUCACCCCGAACGUUUAGUUAAUAAUCUUAUUUUUAUUGUUGUCAUUGUUUUGUUGUGUUUUUCCUUUACUUUUUUGCAUUAUUUCCUUACUGAAAAUGAAGUUGUCUGUGGGUGUGUGGGUGUGCGUGGGUGUAUCUUGAUCACUAGGAGGACACACUCACCUUCACUAAUAGUUUUGCUCAAAUUUUGUGUGUGUGUGUGUGUGUGUGUUUGUGGCGUUUUUUUGCAAUCUCUGGUGUACAUUAUAAUGCAGCUGAUGGGGCAUUCACUUACACACACUCACACACACACACAAACACAGAGAUAGUUUUACCCCCAAAAAACACAAUUUAUUUUUUCAGAUAUUACAUGAUGAUAUUGGAAAAUUCUUUUCACAAAAAAUAGGAUUCUCAAACCGCAAAACUUUAUAAUGAAUCAAUCAGCUGUAUACAAAAUUAUUCGUUUUUCAUUUUAUCUAUUAUCUAUUUUGAAAAAUGAACUCUCCUCCUUCAAGCCUUAUAUUUUCGUUGUGUUUCUUAAAAACAAAUGUUUGAAUUGGAAAAAAAAGCACACUUUAUUUUAGGAUAUAAUUAUAUACUACUUUUAGAGAAUAAAUGAGUAGACAAGGUAUUGUACACAGCUGAACUUUGAAUUUUCUAUGGAAUAUUGUUAUUUUAAUUGUUUGUUUUUUUGUGUAUGUUAAAGGCUUGUAUGUGUGUCUGUGUGUGAUAAGCCUUUUUUAUUAUAAAACAGCUGUUCUGAAAAAAAAUAAAUAAACCUAUUCAUGUCAUAUUUAUAUAUAAUUUUGUUUUUUAAACUCCAAGCAAAUUGAACUACCUUUUGUUUAAGCUGAAACUGAGUCGCUGUCAAGGAAGAAGGAAAAGCGUCUUGUGCGUUUUAGCUCAAGUUUUGUUUCUCUAAGUUUCCGCCUUCUUAAUUUUGAUUUAAUUAUGCUUUACCUCAAAAUAUGUUGUUUUUUUUAAUGACCUUUCUGUAUGUUUUAUUUCAAUGGGAAACUUGUGAAUCUUGAAUCUCUCUUGAAUACUUACUCUACUCAAUCUUUUACUCUACCCCACCUGUCUAUCGAACUAUAUGAUCAUAAUCAUCAUCAUCAUGGCAGUGUCGUACAGAUUCGAUUUAUUAAUUAAACUUCAUAACAAAGUGCUAUGCGCAGGAAUGAUUGUAGCCAAAUGUGAAAUGUACACAUUCCAUAGUUGAUGGACAACUUGAAACUCUUCUCUUGGAUUUUUAUCUAUUCAAUGAAUAUUCC